AUGGACAAUUCUCAGCGUGAUGCAUAUUUGCGAAUUGUCCAGUCGAUUCCUGAAGAUCGUGAUGAAGAGUUUUUAAAUUCUCUUAGUAUUGAUGAUAAGACUAUGGCAGCGAAUGGUGUGCUUAAGACUUUGUCUGGUAUGAUCGUAAACUUGGAAAUUUCCCCGGAAACUUUCGCUCAGAUGGAAGUAACCUUACUUCCAGUAAUUACGUAUACUCUACAGAAUAAUAUUGUCGGUAAAUGUGGUUGA
Paraglomus occultum is the source of this 249-nucleotide messenger RNA. The record is from the annotation of a GenBank genome assembly. Lineage: Eukaryota; Fungi; Glomeromycota; Glomeromycetes; Paraglomerales; Paraglomeraceae.